This is a messenger RNA of Aphanomyces astaci, 1523 nucleotides long. RefSeq lists its product as hypothetical. Gene Ontology annotation, cellular component: ciliary inversin compartment. Gene Ontology annotation, molecular function: protein binding. The coding region runs from base 1 to 1500 and encodes 499 amino acids. The transcript has 9 exons. Gene Ontology annotation, biological process: protein localization to ciliary inversin compartment. The record is from RefSeq and is a predicted model, not a curated record. Lineage: Eukaryota; Oomycota; Saprolegniomycetes; Saprolegniales; Verrucalvaceae.
AUGAUGGAAGCGGACGCUGCAGUGGACGACGACCUAAUGCAUGGACCAGGAGCAGGCUACCUCUGGGUCGUAUCGCCACCCACGGCAAACAAUGACGACACCCCCCAGCGUUUUUGGUUUGAAAUCACAACGUUUUGCCUACAGUGGCGGGUCUCGCCACGCUCAGAACAACACGCAGCCAACUGUCUCCUACUCACCGACGUCACGCAAGUCGCACCCGUCGGCUCGACAAACUUGCGCGUCGCCUCCUUGUCGUCGACACUCUUGCUGAAAGCGCCAACCCGCGACGUCCGCAACAUGUGGCUACGAAGCGUGGGCGAUGCUGUGUUUUGCUCUGGCCGUCCUCCCGGUGCCACUCCUGCAGACAUGUUGCACGAGUGCAUGAGCAAGGGCGAUACAGCGUACUUGCGCCACAUUCUAUCGACCCACGCAUCGUUGGCCGCAUCUGUCGACGACGACGGCAACUCUCUUCUUCUACAAGCAUGCAAAGGCGGUGCAUCGGUUGACGUCCAUUACACGUUGCUGCAAUAUGGCGUCGAUCCCAGUGCUGUCAACUUGGAAGACGAAUCGCCGCUCGUUCUCGUGGCCGCGUCCGGCGCCGUGGACCUCAUUCGCCUCUUUGUGGAAUCUGGACGAGUGCAUGUAAACCAACGGUGCGCCAGCGGCAUCACCGCCGUCCUCGCCGCGGCGUCCACGGGCCAAACCCUCUGCCUUCAACUGCUCGUCGACUAUGGCGGCGACGUCGGCACCGUUGACGACCGAGGGUGGUCGGCCCUGCAUUACGCGGCGGCGUGCCCCCGAGGCGUCCAUGCUGUCACGUGGCUGUGCGAAAUGGCGCCGUCCCUCGUCCACUCGCCGGCGCACCACGACGGACACACGCCGCUGCAUGUUGCCGCGCGCUUUGGCUACGACGACAUCGUGUACGUCCUGCUGCAGUUUGGCGCGUCGGUCGAGUGUACGAACCACGACCUGGACACGCCACUGCACGUGGCGAUGGCCCACCGACACGCAGCCACCACGGCCAUGCUUCAAGCGAUGGCUUUUCCAUCUUUGGUAGAUGGAGACAACACCCAAGAACAUUGGGGCGUGCCAUACUACGAAGAAGAGCAAAAAAGUGCGACGACGAUGGACAGCCAGCCAAAUUCCGUGGAUGAAACCAUCGCCCAUGCGUGGGUGGCGUGCACAACGGAGGAUGGACAAGCGUACUUUUAUAACACGGUCACGUUCGAAUCGGUGUGGGAACUGCCCGAGGAUGCAUCUGCGACACUGCAGCAUCAGGACGGGGUCGUCUCGGAAGAUGGACAUGGGCACGGCCCUGGCGGACACGGAGAUGAGCAGCUUCUGCUACCCAUCUGCAUGGUCCCGACGAUCUGUCCGUUGUACGAAAUGGACAACCCCGAUGUCCACGCGAAGGAGAUGCUGCGGCGGAAGAAAGAGCGAGAGACGCGACGAAGUAGUCGAAGCAAGCUGAUCGUGCCCAGAAGCGAUAAGCCAAAGUAAAGACAUUGGAAUCGAAAGGAAAG